CUAAUUACAUAUUCUCGUUUGAUUUACAUAUAUUUCUCCAUCGCGCAUCUCUCCCCAAGCACGAUCUUAUUAAUCGAAUCGAGAAGCCAUGGAUAACAGCAGCAGCAUCAACUCCAACGCCUCUAACGCGUCCAAUCUGAGCACUGCUUCCUUCGAAAAGAUCGAUCAGGCAGCGAGCUGGGUGGGCACAACCGUCAUAUCCGCCUUCUUCGCCUCCCUCGAGCGUUUCUCCUGCGUUAAUCUAUCAACCUCCGACGAUGAUGACGAAGAUGACGACGAAUCCCACAGCCGUCCCCUUGCUCUCUCCCCCGCUCCUCACCCAGACGACAUUGUUUAGCUACUCCGCUAAUCCCUUUCACGGAUUCCGUUUCUCCUAAUCAGAUCUGGAUGCAUGAUUCUCAGAACUUUUGAUUGAUUGUAUAUGCCUUAUUCCUUGCUUGUUCUUCUUUCUUGACUU
This is a messenger RNA of Brassica oleracea var. oleracea, 457 nucleotides long. RefSeq lists its product as uncharacterized. The transcript has a single exon. The coding region runs from base 89 to 337 and encodes 82 amino acids. The record is from RefSeq and is a predicted model, not a curated record. Lineage: Eukaryota; Viridiplantae; Streptophyta; Magnoliopsida; Brassicales; Brassicaceae.